GUGUGAGUUUUUCUUUUUCAAGAGAUGGGAAAUUGUGGUUCGGUUCGUAAAACCCAAGACUCUUCCCCUAAGUCACAACUCAAAUGCUCAAGCUUUUCUAGGACAGGAUGCAUCCUCACUGAACGGCCUAUUCAAGAAAACACAAUUCGUACCGUGAUGCCCGGUGCAAGCAGUUUACGAGAACUAAUAAAUGGCAAAGAGGAUAUGCAAUUUUCUUCUGACCCCAGGUUAGAAUCUGAUUGUGAAGAUUUCUUCAGUGUCAAUGGUGAUCUUACCCCAUCCAGCACCAAUACUCCAAUCCACCAAAGCAGCCCCAUAAAAUCCCCUGCAACUGAUGUGAAAAAGCAACUGAUUGAAUUGUUUCAUGAAAGCUUCAAUGAUGAGGCUGGCCAUCAAGAUUUACAUUAUGAGUCCGAAGCAGAAUCUUCUAUUUUUCACCUGCCACAAAAUUCAGCAAACAAAACCCCAUAUGAAUCUGUAGCAGAUAUAGUUUUCAGAACUGUGGCGAUUUCAAACGCAAAUUCCGAACCCAGGACUAGAAAAAAUACACAGUUUGCACAAUGCUGCCUGCCAAAGUUGGUGCGGAGCCUAAGCUUCAGUGAGAGGAAGAAACGCUGAGUGACAAAGAAAUCCAGGAUGUCAAAAUUUUCCUUUUAUUGCUUAGUUAUUUUCGUCUUGGUGGCUGAAUUGUAAUUCUGAAACAAUCUAUAUAAAUGUGUUUAUGUGUGAGUUGUAUUGUAUUUAUUAAGAACAUCUGUAAAAUAGUACAAAUUCUGAUGCUUUAUACU
Prunus dulcis (almond) is the source of this 788-nucleotide messenger RNA. RefSeq lists its product as uncharacterized. Bases 25 to 618 code for a protein of 197 amino acids. The record is from RefSeq and is a predicted model, not a curated record. NCBI's taxonomy places the organism in Eukaryota, Viridiplantae, Streptophyta, Magnoliopsida, Rosales, Rosaceae. The transcript is spliced from 3 exons.